AUGUGCACCGUCAUCUACCUUGACUUCAACUGUGGUCACGAGCAGUAUAUAUUUCACAAUUUCUGUGAAGAUUUCAUGAAGCGCGGUAAGCGGUGCUUUUCUAGGCUGUGCGAAAUGCCAGAAGACGCCAUCGUCAAGAUCGAAUACAGAUUCGAUAUCUGCGGCAAUUGCAAAGUGAGGCGUAACGCGUAUAUCGCGGCCAGGAAGGCUAUGGCAUCACGCCUCGAGAAAUAA
Sporothrix brasiliensis 5110 is the source of this 234-nucleotide messenger RNA. RefSeq lists its product as uncharacterized. Lineage: Eukaryota; Fungi; Ascomycota; Sordariomycetes; Ophiostomatales; Ophiostomataceae. The transcript is spliced from 4 exons. Bases 1 to 234 code for a protein of 77 amino acids. The record is from RefSeq and is a predicted model, not a curated record.